CAAGCACAACUCCACUCCACUCUCCACCCCCAACGCCAACCCCGUUCCCCCUCCAACGGCACUUCUCCCACCUCACCUCCUUCCAACCGCAGUUCGUCUACCACAAGUCUUCCCCAGGCGAUGACCACGGGUCGACCGCCCAGCUACUCGGUAAACAAUCUCAGCAAUCGUCCAACAAGCCCCUUGGCUCCCGGCCAGCAACUUGUCCAACAUCCCGCCCCGCUUAACCCUUCCGCAAUGAACCAGUACGGUCAACCUAUCCCACCACAAAUGAAUGCGCCUCCAGGAUACGGGAUGCAACAACCACAACAGCUGGGCCAUGGUGCUCCUGCCGGUCUUCCUCAGCAGUACGCGGGACGAAACCCGGCAUCCGAGGUCCAGGGUGGAGAUCGUAGCAAGGCCCAGCUCAUCGUCGGUAUUGACUUUGGAACCACUUUCUCUGGUGUCGCAUUCGCCUUUGCAACCAACAAUGAAGCUAGGGAGGAUAUCAUUACAGAAUGGCCCGGUGCCGGAACCCACACCAAACAGAAGAUCCCCACCGUUCUCUAUUACGAUCAGUACCAAAAAGUUGUUGGCUGGGGUCCAGAUAUUGCCGAGGCGCUGGCGCCGACCGGAUACCCCAAGCCAGGUGUGCAGAAGGUAGAAUGGUUUAAGCUUCAGCUGAUGUUAUCCGGAAACACGUACAUCGACCCCAUCAACCUUCCUCCACUGCCCCCCGGCAAGUCCGAGAUCGACGUCGCUGCCGACUAUCUCUUCAAGCUACGACAGGCAAUGCGCGCUCAACUACAAAAGACACUGGGUGAGGUAUUCACCCGUGAGGAGCGCAAUAUCCGUUACUACCUGACCGUCCCGGCCAUCUGGAAUGACGCGGGCAAGGCGGCCACUCGUGCUGCUGCCAUCCAGGCUGGUUUCUUGCGUGAUGAGAAUGAUAACCGGUUGACUCUGGUCUCAGAACCAGAGGCCGCUGCUUUGUUUUGUGCGAAGACUGGAUUGCUGAACCUGAAGAUUGGUGAUGCGAUCUUGAUUGUAGAUUGUGGUGGUGGUACCGUCGAUUUGAUCGCAUACGAGGUCGAGGAGGAACAGCCCUUCAGUGUGAUGGAGUGCACAGCCGGUUCCGGUGACUCUUGCGGAUCGACAGCGCUCAACCGCAACUUCAGCAACAUCUUGCGGGCCAAGAUCCGGAAGAUGAAGCUGCCUGAUGGCUCCCGAACGGCGGGCAAGGUCUACGCCAAGUGUAUCAUGGACUUUGAGAACCGCAUCAAAGCCGACUUCCGUAACAACGGACAAAAGUGGGCUGUGGAUGUUGGUAUCGAGGCGGACUUCCCCGAUGCUGGAAUUGAGGAGGGUUAUAUGACGUUCACCAACGAGGAGAUCCUUCAGUGCUUUGAGCCUGUGGUGAACCGUAUUCUAGAGCUGGUCCGGAAUCAGAUUAUUGCUAUCCAAGCACAGAACCGCCUGCUCCAGAACGUUUUGGUUGUUGGUGGAUUCGGCGCCUCCGAGUACCUCUUCCAGCAAAUCAAGCUUCACGUGCCUCCCCAAUAUCAGACCAAGGUUGUUCGCCCUAUGGACUCGGUAGCCGCCAUUGUUAAGGGUGCUGUUACCGCCGGUAUCACUGAGCGAGUUAUCACCCACCGUGUCGCUCGUCGACACUAUCUCAUGGCCACUCUUCAGCCCUUCAAGGAGGGAUACCACCCCGAGCAAUACCGAGUACCCAGCCUGGACGGCCGAGACCGAUGCAAGUAUACCCGCCAGAUCUUUGUCCAGAAGGGUGAGCGUGUCAAGAUUGGAGAGCCUGUCAAGGUCAGCUUCUUCCGUCAAGUGGCGCCUGGUGCCACCCUUAUGUACGAGGAUGUUCUGUACGCCUGUGACGAAGAUGUCUGCCCCGAGUACACCAAGGAUCCUCGCAUCAAGGAGGUCGUUACUCUCACCUCGGAUUUGUCGCGCAAGAACCUGGAGACCGACUUUGAGCGUAUGGACACCCCACAGGGUAUCUUCUACCGGGUUUACUUUGACAUUUACCUCACCCUGGAUGGCAGUGAAUUCAGCGCCGAGCUGGUCUGUCAAAAUGAGAUUAUGGGCCGUUGCCGCGCUAAAUUCCGGUAA
Penicillium longicatenatum is the source of this 2103-nucleotide messenger RNA. RefSeq names its product Hsp70 family protein. The annotation marks the transcript as partial. The transcript has 4 exons. Gene Ontology annotation, molecular function: ATP-dependent protein folding chaperone; ATP binding. NCBI's taxonomy places the organism in Eukaryota, Fungi, Ascomycota, Eurotiomycetes, Eurotiales, Aspergillaceae. The record is from RefSeq and is a predicted model, not a curated record.